Xyrauchen texanus (razorback sucker) is the source of this 5938-nucleotide messenger RNA. RefSeq names its product glycerol-3-phosphate acyltransferase 1, mitochondrial-like. The transcript has 21 exons. The record is from RefSeq and is a predicted model, not a curated record. Gene Ontology annotation, molecular function: glycerol-3-phosphate O-acyltransferase activity. The coding region runs from base 167 to 2653 and encodes 828 amino acids. Gene Ontology annotation, cellular component: plasma membrane; mitochondrial membrane. NCBI's taxonomy places the organism in Eukaryota, Metazoa, Chordata, Actinopteri, Cypriniformes, Catostomidae. Gene Ontology annotation, biological process: phospholipid biosynthetic process.
CAGACAGUGGCAGGGCAAGUGCAGUGCAGCCUGUAGGUUGUGUGGUUUGCUGUCUCAAGGGCAAGAGAAGGGCUACAGUACACAAAAGAGGGCUAUUUCAACACUGAUGGCGCAUCAAAGGCAUUUUCUCCAGUUUGGUUGUUUAUGCUUGGUUUAAAGAGAGCAAAUGGAUGUCCAAAUGGUGUUUGGGGGGCCGGAUACUGUGCUCCUGGCCAAUACUCCUGACGCAGGAAGUGGCUGUCUGAAGCAUCCCUGUGAGGAGCAGGAAAGAAGCUCCAGCCCAUCUGUCUUUCGUUCUGUGACCACCACAUGGAAAGAGGGUCUAUUAAAUCGAAAGAGACCAUUUGUUGGAAGGUGCUGUCACUCUUGCACACCCCAGAGUCAGGAGAGGCUCUUCAAUCCCAGCAUCCCCUCACUAGGGCUCCGUAAUGUGAUUUACAUCAAUGAAACGCACACAAGACACAGAGGUUGGCUAGCACGGAGAUUGAGUUAUGUUCUGUUUGUCUUGGAGAGAGAUGUCCAGAAGGACAUGUUUGCUCGAAACGUGGUGGAGAACGUGCUCAACAACAGCAGGGUGGAAAGCGCUAUUGUGGAUGUAGCGGCUGAUGGUGGUAAUGUAGAUGCAGAGUCUGGAGUGGAUCCCAAAGCUGCCAGUAAAGUAAGACGGAAGGCCAGAGGAUUCCUACAAGAAAUGGUGGCCAAUAUCUCACCUGCCUUUAUCAGAUUAACAGGAUGGGUGUUGUUGAAACUAUUUAAUGGCUUCUUCUGGAGCAUUCAGAUUCAUAAAGGUCAGCUGGAGAUGGUGAAGAAAGCAGCAUCUGAGUACAAUGCUCCUCUGGUCUUCCUUCCUGUUCACAAGUCCCACAUAGACUACCUGCUCAUCACCUUCAUCCUCUUCUGUCACAACAUUAAAGCACCUCAUAUCGCCGCCGGCAACAACCUCAACAUCCCCAUCUUAAGUACACUGAUUUGCAAACUUGGGGGAUUCUUCAUUCGGCGUAAAAUGGAUGAAACCUCAGAUGGAAAAAAGGAUUUGUUAUACAGAUCGCUGUUACACGCAUACACGGAAGAAUUGUUGCGGCAGCAGCAGUUUCUGGAGGUGUAUUUAGAGGGCACGCGCUCUCGCAGCGGAAAGCCAUCUCCAGCACGUGCGGGCAUGCUCUCCAUCGUGGUUGAAACACUCUGCAUCAGCAGCAUCCCAGAUGUUCUCAUCGUGCCUGUUGGCAUCUCAUAUGAUCGUAUAAUUGAAGGAAACUACAACAGCGAGCAGCUGGGAAAACCUAAGAAGAAUGAGAGUUUGUGGGGUGUGGCCUGCGGUGUGUUCAGAAUGCUUAGGAAGAACUAUGGCUGUGUUCGUGUGGAUUUCACUCAGCCCUUCUCUCUUAAGGAGUACCUGGACACACAACGCUGUCGGCAUCUCCAAGCCCCCCUCACACUGGAGCAGAUCUUACUCCCUACCAUCAUUGCUGCACAGCCUGAUCAGGCUGUGAUUAAUAGAGAAGAGGAAGAUCGUCUCAAUUCUAGAGACCUUUCAGAUGAGCCCUGGAGGAGGCAGGUCAUCUCUAACUUGGCCAAGCACAUACUCUUCACUGCCAAUAAGUCAUCAGCAAUCAUGUCCACUCAUAUCGUGGCCUGUCUCCUUCUGUACCGACACAGAAAUGGUGUGCUGCUGUCUAAACUGGUGGAGGAUUUCUUCAAUAUGAAGGAAGAGAUCUUAUCACGGGACUUUGACCUGGGCUUCUCUGGGAACUCUGAGGACGUGGUCAUGCAUGCACUCAGCCUUCUGGGAAACUGUGUGAAUGUCACCAGCACCAAAAGAAACACAGAGUUCAUCAUUGCCCCCAGCAACACUGUGCCUGCACUCUUUGAGCUCAAUUUCUACAGCAAUGGCCUUUUCCACGUUUUCAUUGCCGAUUCCAUUAUAGCUUGCAGCACACUGGCCCUGCUGAGAGAGCAAGCUGCAGUAACUUCAGAGAGUGAGCAGAAUUCUUUCUCUACAUUGCUCAGUCAAGAGAAACUGAUCCGCAGAGCUGCAGGCCUCUCCCACUUCCUGUCCAAUGAGGUGGCAGUGGCACUGCCGUGUCAGACUUUAUAUCAGGUCUUCCAUGAUGCUAUCACCAGGUUAAUCGAGUAUGGCAUCCUGAUUGUGGCUGAGGAGGACCAGGAGGAGUUAAGCCCAUCUGAGGAGCCUUGGCCCAAGAAGUUUCCAGAGGCUCUUUCCUGGCGAAGCGAUGAGGAGGAUGAAGACAGUGAUUUUGGAGAUGAACAGAGAGACCGUUACCUAAAGGUGAGCCUAUCUGCUGAGCACCAGGAAUUUUUCACUUUCCUGCAGAAGAUUGUCACCCCUGUGCUGGAGGCCUACAGUGGUGCAGCUAUUUUUAUACACAGCCUGAGUUCACCCAGGUCAGAAAGAGAGUACACCCAGCAGCUUUUCAGAUAUCUGCUAACGAGAACAGAGAGAGGAGUGGCUGCAUAUGGAGAGAGUGCCACACACUACCUCGUAAAGAAUACGGUGAAAACAUUCAAAGAGCUUGGGGUGCUUAAAGAAAGACGAGAUGGUGCUGUGUGUCAUCUGGAGCUGAGCAGUGCUUUCUUACCUCAGGCCAACAGGAACAAACUCCUGCAGUACAUUCUGGGUUUCAGCCUGCUGUGAGCAACGUGCUAGGACCAUCAACACAGCUGCCCAGAUCAUUUUCCCUUUUGCCAUCCCACUCAAGGGCUUUUUACUGGUUAGCCAUGACUGUCAAAGGUGCUAUUCUAAGGAAAGCUUUACCUGGAAGUGCCUUCACUGAACGCCUCAUAUUAGACUUGAGUUAGUCUUCCUUUCACUGUAAAACCUGCCACUUAUGCACCACUGAAAACGCAACUAAUUCAGUAGUUAGUUCAUUCUACUGGAAGCUUCCACUAACACAGUGAUUGUGGAUUACUGUACUACUUUCGCCGGUGAAAGCCCUUGGUUUUAAGCUAAACCUUUUUUCUUCUUUUUUUUUCUAGCUCUGGGCAUUUAUAUGGUCUCAGUUUGUCUGGGUUUUAGUUUGAACUCAGAUCAGAAUAUGAAUGUCACUCUUUAUGAGAACAGGUUGCCUUCAGUUUUAACAAACAUACUUCACCAAGGUAAUAGCGAGUGUACAGAAAUCUUUAAAAAGGGCAUUUAUGGUAAUAAAUCACUAGUGCUGUUAGAUCAUUUAAAGAGAACAACAUUCUAGCCUUCACUAUAAAUAAACUUGUCGCAGAUAUAUGGAAUAAAGAGUUGACUAUGCAGACAAUUGAGUGUCAACUGUUGAUAAUGGCCAAGUGGAAAUAGUGACUCAUACUGAAAAUUGCACACAACAGUCACAUGAAGACUUUGAAAGGGACAACGUAGUUACUGAGACUGCGCAGUUAAUGGGUCGUUGAAGGUCGGUACUUGUUUAUUCGCAUAGUCACUUCCCAUGGGUGCGAUUGGAUAUCCAUGAAGGAUAGUUACAGUUAAUGUCUAUUGUGUAAUAUGCAAACAGUAGAUAAAUGCAAUGGCCAGGAGUAUCGUGUGCAUCAACAGGGGAAUCAUUACUGGAAAUUGAGCUUGCCUGACCAUUGCAGGAUUGUUCACAGAUCUUAUCUGUAAUAUUUUAAGAAGUCCCCUUGCAGCCAAGCCCUUUUGUUCCAGCCUCAGUUACUGUUAGUUAUAAUUUAUAUAAGGGAUAAGAUGCUCUGCAAUUCAUUUUCUGUACAUCAGUGAGUGUGUGCAUGUGUGCAAUAUGUCUGUAGUAUGUGUAUUAGACUGUAUUAAUGCCACAAGCCUGUCUCAAAGCACAAAUAACAAGAAAGCUGAAAAGGCAUUUUUGCCUUGAUAACCACAUACUCAAAAGUGCAAUGUUGUGUUUGUUAGAAAAUGGAUUGAGAGGUUAUAGAAAGUCAAGAGAACCCUGUAAUUGUGCAUUGACAUUUUAAUUGUUAUCAGGUGUGACAAAAGACUUGACCAUUUAAGGUCCCAACAGUUUGUUACCUCCAUCUUCAUUCCAUUUUCUAAGCCUUUUUCUGCUAAUUCGUCAUUAUCUUUUUCAUUUGUUGUGCAAUCCAGACUGUGACUCAUGACUGUUUUGUCAAGUAAUUUUAGUGAAUGUGUAAAGCUAUUCUAGGAAAAAGGAACUCCUUUUGAGUCAGCCCAUAAGCAUGGUUGUGGGAGAGAUCUAUAUUAAGUAGGGACUAUCCAGUGCUUCAGCUGCAUUACACAGGAUAUAGUACUGCAAGAAUGUAGCUGGUAUGGUGUACACCUAGGGUAGAUUACUGGGAAAACUUUGGAAUACGAUACAGGGUUCCCACAGUCAUGGAAACUAAAAUAAAACUAAAAUUAUCCAGACUGAUCAAGAUGAAUUCGGAAACAGUAGGUCGAAAGUUUUGCUGCUGAAAUUGUUCUGUGCUUAAUGAAAUUUGAAUUGCUGCCCCAGUGGCCGAAGCUGGAAUGUAUGGACACAUGUGAGCUGCAGUGGCUCCAACAGCAAGUUCUAUUUUUAGUUGUAAAUUAUGUACUACAAUUAACAAGAAUGCAUAUUAACUCCACCCCCUAACCUAAACCCCAACUCUAAACUAUCUGUCAGUGGAGUAAAAAUUAGAUUUUUGAGUGUAAAUUUAUGUGAACACUGUUAUUUCCUGGAUCCUACAGAUGUUCUUCAUGCAACACUAGUGCAGUCAGGAGCGCUGAUGUCUGAUGAUGGGAAAUGCCACUUUUCAGUAAUUCAGCUCAGUGUGGUUGAUUUCAGGGUGCUUGAACUUUUGGAAGGAACAUGUCAAUUUCCUGUGUGAUCGUGUAUAUUUCCAGGGCAGGAAAAGUCAUGGAAAUUUUGUGGUUGGUGAAUAGAAAUGUUUCUAUAUAACUAGUAAUAAGCUAGAAAUUACUCUUUGUGGGUGCAAUGUCUAAAAAAUAAUGAUGUUUUUCCAGUUAUCAAGAACAAUUGGAAAAGUAAUUGAAUGGAAUUUCAAUAGUCACAAUGUGUGGGAACCCUAAUUCAAUAUUAUACUUGAAGCAAUUUUGAAAAUGUUUUUGAGCUAUCUGAGCAUUGAAAGGUUGGGUUAAGUAACUUGUAUUCCACUAAUAUUGUUAAAAAGGUCUUGAAUUUAUUACACACAAGUCAUAUUUUGGUGUAGUUACCCAUGUUGUUCCAUGCACAAAAAUAGCUCUUUGUCAAUAUGGCAGCAAAUAUGAAGGUAAAACAAGCAAUACAAUGAUUUUAAAUCAAAGGUGACAGAAGAAUUAGUAAGAAAGUAUGUGAUUCCUAAUAGUUGUUGGAGUAUGUUCAAACACUAAGGACAAUUGCUCACUGUAUAUUUGAUAGUUACAUGACUAUUAAGAACCACAUGCAUUUAUCUUUCAACAGACAUCAUUUGUUCCAUUUUCAUUGAUGUGGUCAUAUACUCAUCUUAACCCAGGUGAAAUGUGGGUUAUUGCUCAGCUAUAGAUCCCAGAGACAUUAAAUGUGAACAAUACAUUUACAUUUAGAUCAAAGGAUUAUUUUAAAAGAUACCCAGAAAACAAAUAUUAAGGCAGUCAAAUGUAAUAUCGCUCAUAUCAAAUAAUAAUGCUGUUUUCCUUCACAUUGGCAUCUUAGUUAUAAUAUACAGGUAGCAUUUUAAAAUCAACUUUUUAUAGAAUGUAGAGAUCCCACAAUUGUCUUGUGGGAUGGAGACAUUAUGUUCACUCUGGCAUCUGGUGGGGUUUCUUACCAGAAAGCUCUAAAAUCUUGCUGACAGAAUGCCAUUAAUUUUAUGCUGUUUAAAUAUUAACUAGGCUUAUAUACUUUGGCAUGUUUCUUGAGUGUAGUGUUGUGUAGUAAAAGAGGAAAUUACCCUAGCACUGAAGUCAGACUUAGUGUUGCUUACUCAUGUCUUUACCCAUUGUUUUUUGUCAAACGAUGACAUUUUCAUGACCUGUAGCAGAUUUUUUUUUAAUAAAUGAAUGUUA